AUGGGAGUUGCUUUGACACAUGUGAAUGCUCGUCCUACCCUUUCAGAACAGUUUGCCAUAUCCUCAGACUCUCAAGCAGCAAUACUGGAAAUGGCUAACAGUUACCAAGCUUCUAUUUCUACAUCUGUAAUGCAGUGUAGAUCUCUACUACGAGAGUUGUAUGAAAAACAUAAAAUUGUCGGUUUGCAGUGGAUUCCUUCUCAUUGUGGAAUCCCUGAAAAUGAAAAGGCAGAUGAGCUAGCCAAGAGAGGAUGCGAUAUUAUUCAAUUUUCAAACGGUCAGAUUGGUUAUAAGUACGCAUCGUCAAAAAUCAAUGUGAUCUUCAAGACCAAGUAUCUGUCACAACUAAAAGAAAGAACAACAGGUAUUCUCUGGGAAAGUGACAUCCAUAAUCUCCAAGACUACGCCAGAAGCAACGCUCUAGCUUCCUUUGUUCUGGAUACAAUGCAUGACUGUUUAUAUGCACACCUUCAUAGAUUCUAA
Stegodyphus dumicola is the source of this 483-nucleotide messenger RNA. RefSeq lists its product as uncharacterized. The record is from RefSeq and is a predicted model, not a curated record. Lineage: Eukaryota; Metazoa; Arthropoda; Arachnida; Araneae; Eresidae.